CUACCACCGACGCGUCAACUAAAGCUCCCCACGCGCUCAGCCUUAUCUUGAACAUGGCGCCCCAAAGGAAACGCGAAAAUCGGGAGAACAACUUCUACAAUGUUGGUGUGCAGGGCAGAAAGACUGGCAUCACACUCGAAGAGCGGGAGCGCGACGAAUAUGGCCUGGAAGCCAUUUCGGGCAUGUUCUCCUCGCCGGAGAAGUCACCGCCUAAGCGCGUAGAGAUUGCGACCGGCUCAGAGUCGAUGGAUAUACAAGAGAGCUCCAUUCCCGACCUUACGACAUCCAAGCAGAUACUGCGCAACAACCGUACACUCCUUCCUCCCCCACGGGCGCGUUCGCCCAUGAAGACCACCCUUGGGUCUUCGCCGCGCCGGCAAUCUUCCAUGGCCCCGAGAGCCAGCUCCGUUGGCCUGUCCAGCCCAGUGCGCGCUACGUCGCAUUCAGCAGUCGCCAGGCGUUUGGAUUUCGAGCAGGACGAAUCGAGCUUGCAGGAGACGCCAGCAUUGAGUGGCUCGGGCCAGCGCCGUAACAGACCUUCGGAUAUCUACGCCAUAGAGCAAUCGCCCACACACUCCCUGCCAGAAGAGAGCCUGCUUCAGGAGGAGAUCGCUGCAAACGAGGCCGCCGCCGACACUGACGAUGCUACCGUAGAGAGCUUCUUUGCGCAAAUCGGAGACGAGACAAUCACCGGAACAGAGGCGGAGGUGGAGGUUUCUCCAGAGAUUGAAGAAGAGGUGGAAGUUGUGCCAACACCUGUCAAACAACCAGCUAAGAGGGGAAGGAAGCGGAAGAGCGAUGCCUUGGAGCCCGCGACAGUAGAGGAACCACAGUCAGCAAAGUCGCGCAAACGAGGAGCCAACCCCGCACAGGUUACAGAACCUCAAAAGAAGAGCAAGAAGACUGCACCUGCGCCAGCUGAGAAACCCCGUCGCUCCAAGCGCACAUCUGACAUAACGGAGCUUGAGCAAAGCAAUCUGGACGAUUCCACCAUCGCUGUCGAAGAUGCGUCCGAGCAGGUUGAGGAGCCGCCUGUCGCGCCAAAACGCCGAGGACGACCUCCGAAGGCCAAGCCUGCAGCAGUGGUGGAGAAGGAGAAGAAAAAGGAGAUUGUUGCGCCAGCAAAGGUCAACAAGAACGCCUCUUCGAGUGAAAAGGAGAAUCCGGUAUUCAAGAAGCCUGCAAAGCCUACAGCGAAACCCAAAAGCAAGCCAGAUGCGCAAACCACUGAGAAAGCACCACAAGCAGCUGGUAUUGAACCGGGCAAAGCUGUGGAUGCGUAUGGCAAUCCUCUCAGCAAGGCAGAUAUCGACCGAAUGUCCACUGCCUCCACUGGUUCGCGAUACGGUCGGGGACGCCACCUCUCAGUCUACCGUGAAAUGGAUCCGGAGGCAGUUGCGAGAGUCGGACGAACAGGCAGACAUCGCGUCAACCCUAUCGAUUUCUGGAAAAACGACCGAAUCACGUACAACACCGACGGUAGCAUGGCAUCUAUUGUGAAAGCGCCAGAUGCGGAACCCGGGCACAAGACCUACAAGAGCACUACCAAGAAGGGCAAAAAGCGCAUGCUCACAGCAGUUGAAGAGGAAGAGAUUGAGCUCGAUGCAUGGGAGGCUGGUGAGGGCAUUUUGACCGGCAACUACAAAGGCUUUGACCGUACUACGAACUUUGCUUCGAAGGAGGUUAUGACAGAUAGAGCAAUCGCCUGGGCUCCGAAGGGCAUUGACCCAGUCGAGGCAGGAGACGGCACGUUCAAAUACGCCAAGAUCGGUCAAUGCAAAUUCGAGGGAUCCAAAGCAGAUUUCCUGAGUUGGGGCGUUCUCGAAAUCCCAGUCGGCCAGAUGAAGCGCUCAAAGAACUCACGGAAGAUGCACAUGGUUUUCAACGUGCAAUCCGGCACAGUAGAAGCCAAGGUCGACGAGAACGAGUUCACCGUUCACAAGAGUGGUGUAUGGCAAGUUCCUCGAGGAAAUAUCUACAGCAUCAAGAACAUCGGCAGUGGGACCGCUCGUGUCUUCUUCGCACAGGCUUGCGAGGACCCGGAAUGAACCCGUCGAUGUGUCUUUCUUCGGGUCCCGGUCGCUAUUUUUACUCCCGCCUGCCCAUCCAUCCCUGAACCAAGCGCAUGUUUGGUUCGGUUCCUUCCUUCUUUUUUUCCCGGCGUGCAAGCCAGGUGGCGCUUACUUGACGACAAUGACCACAACGUUGCAGAGCAUUGUUUCCCCUCCCCACCGCUCGGCGUACUUUGCCUGGCGUCUAGAUGGGUUCGGUUGCCUCGCACUCGUAUGCGGGGCACGGCUGUGGUUCGAGACUCGCGGCCCCCCCCUCGUCUAGGGUGGGUAUUUGGCGUUGGUCGGCUCUUGUCUGCGGAGAAGCUCGUUCGUUUGCUCAGCCGUGUUUGUUUCUGUAGUUCUUUGUCGGGCGUGGCUAUGCAAGUAAGCGAGCGAGCGUCGUGUGUGGUGGUGGUGGGUGUUCGGAUAAGGGUGUUUUUUGUUUCGGGGCGGGAUGGAUUACUACGUACGAUACUAUACGAUAC
This is a messenger RNA of Dothidotthia symphoricarpi CBS 119687, 2536 nucleotides long. RefSeq lists its product as uncharacterized. Gene Ontology annotation, cellular component: kinetochore. NCBI's taxonomy places the organism in Eukaryota, Fungi, Ascomycota, Dothideomycetes, Pleosporales, Dothidotthiaceae. Gene Ontology annotation, biological process: kinetochore assembly; spindle attachment to meiosis I kinetochore; attachment of mitotic spindle microtubules to kinetochore. The record is from RefSeq and is a predicted model, not a curated record. Bases 54 to 2048 code for a protein of 664 amino acids. Gene Ontology annotation, molecular function: centromeric DNA binding. The transcript has 5 exons.